Molecule: messenger RNA, 528 nt
Organism: Helobdella robusta
Lineage: Eukaryota; Metazoa; Annelida; Clitellata; Rhynchobdellida; Glossiphoniidae
Exons: 5
Coding region: 1-528 (175 amino acids)
Source: RefSeq, a predicted model, not a curated record
AUGGAGUUGACUGGCAGUACCUACAAAGGUGACAUUAGAUAUGGGAGAAUGGAAGGCAUGGGAACGUACGAGUUUCCAACCGGAACCAAAUACACCGGUCAGUUUUUGGAUGGCAUGUUCAAUGGACAGGGCACUCUAUGCUUUCCGAACGGUGGAAAGUAUGUUGCCACGUGGAACAAUGGGAAAGCCAUUGAAGGCAGGUACAUAUUUCCUGACGAGUUGGAAUACAAAGAAGAAAACUGGGAGUACUGUGACGGAUAUGACAGAAGAUUUUUCAAUGAAAUCAAGGAAGGCCUCAAAUCUUCAGGCCACACUAGGUUGACAAACAUUGAACCCACAAGGGAAAUCCCAAAGGGGUGCUAUGACUGUGGAGAUGGAUUCUACAGACCAGAUGAAAGAAUAAUUGUGGAUUAUAACAUGAAUUUCCUGAGAUGCGCUGAUGACGAUGAACAUGAAUGGAUAAUAACUUGCUGUAGGAAGGAGAAAGAUGAAUACAUUGAGUGGCUGGAGAGUGAUAACAAGAAAUGA